Lactuca virosa is the source of this 1098-nucleotide messenger RNA. NCBI's taxonomy places the organism in Eukaryota, Viridiplantae, Streptophyta, Magnoliopsida, Asterales, Asteraceae. The record is from the annotation of a GenBank genome assembly.
CACCUCCUUCAUCGUGAAAUAAAACGAGAAUUCACUUCUGCAACAUCUUGAGAGAGAAAGAGAGAGCUCUAAAAAUGGAGGAUUUCGGUGGCGCAUUCGGUACGGAAGGAGGAGAGGGGAUUCAGGCGGCUACGUCUCAAAACAACGAUGGUUACGAAACGGGCCAAAACUACGGGUUCGAAGGACCUCCUGCCGAUGACCUUAACAACGUACUCGACGUUCCUCAUCCGCCUUCCUAUCAUCAAGAUGAAACGACGUAUUCUCCUGAGAAUUUUGGAGGAUUCUCUUCAGCGCCCCCCUUUGAACCGGAAUCAAAUGGCAAUUCCAAGCCGUACGACUUAGGAACUGAUACUGAAGGCAUAUUCACGUCUUCUGGUAAUGGUGAUAGCGGUGGCGGCGGGCCGCUACUUCCUGAUCCUGGCCAAAUGCGUGAGGAAGGUGCUGCGUUUCGCGAGUGGCGUCGCCAAAAUGCUAUUAAUCUAGAGGAAAAGGAAAAGAAGGAAAGGGAAAUGCGGAAUCAGCUUAUUUCUGAAGCUGAUGAAUUCAAACGAGCUUUCAUUGAGAAAAGACAGAAGAACAGAGAAACCAACACAGCUCAAAACAGAGAACGAGAAAAGCUAUACUUGAUCAACCAAGAGAAGUUUCAUAAAGAAGCAGAUCAACAAUAUUGGAAAGCAAUAGCGGAGCUCAUACCACGUGAGGUGGCCAACAUUGACAAAAGAAGAGCAAGAAAAGAGAAAGAAGACGAAAAGAAACCGGGAAUUGUGGUAAUUCAGGGCCCAAAACCCGGAAAACCAACCGAUCUUUCCAGAAUGAGACAACUUUUUAUGAACUUAAAGCAAAAUCCUCCUUCCCACAUGUUACCACCCGAAAAAGAUUCCAAAGAUGAUUCUAAGCAAAAUGCUAUGAAUUCCAACAAUGGUCUUCCUGAUUCCAAUUCCAAUGUUUCUGGUGCAAUUGAAAAACCGGUGGAAUCGACUCCAAAUGCAUGACUCAUAACUACACAUAAGCAUUUUCUUUCUGUUGUGUUUGUUUUUUGACUUGAAAACUCGAUUUUCUAGCCCCAAAAAAACGAUUUUGUUUGGUUUUCUCUCGUUU